Pelobates cultripes (western spadefoot toad) is the source of this 265-nucleotide messenger RNA. Lineage: Eukaryota; Metazoa; Chordata; Amphibia; Anura; Pelobatidae. The record is from the annotation of a GenBank genome assembly.
GGGAACAUAUCAUUUUCCUGUUCAGAGUCCCAUGUGGUUCCUGUCACUUUUACCAGCUCCAGCACAAGCUAUCUCCUGCUUCCUGGAACUUCACAAAUCGACGGCCUGUCCGUUAGUUUCCAGUUUCGCACAUGGAACAGUGAUGGUCUUCUGCUCUCUACCCAGCUUGCCGGAGAAUCUGCCGUGCUGGUUCUCCAACUCUAUAAUGGGAAGAUACUUCUAAUGAUCCAGAAGGAAUCAGUUAACAUUCUACCCAUAAGCACAG